This is a messenger RNA of Paramecium octaurelia, 1153 nucleotides long. The record is from the annotation of a GenBank genome assembly. NCBI's taxonomy places the organism in Eukaryota, Ciliophora, Oligohymenophorea, Peniculida, Parameciidae.
AUGUAAUUUCUUUAAAAACUAAUUGCAAUACCCAAAAAUGUGUUAUUGUCCCUAAAAUAAUUUUAAUCAAAAAAACAAUAGAUAUAAACAGUAGAACCUAUUAAAUUAAGUGAAGAUUGUAAAAUUGAGACUUUUGAAAUUGUGGAGGAACACAGAGUAAGAAAGAGAAAAUAAUUAACCGAUNUGGACAAAUUGCCAAUUGGUUAUGUUAAAGGAAAAGGAAAUGUAAUUAUGAAUUUGAAUUCUCAAGCCCCUCGAUAAAAAAGUACCAAAAAACAAAUAAUAUGAUCAUGUCAAACAAACCUUAAAUACAGGACCAACCGUGAGAGACAUUGAAGUAGUAAGUAAUGCUAAGAUAGCUAAAAAAAGAUCUGAGUUGUUUAAGCGCAUCAAGUGUUCCACUGUGUUCAACUUUAUAAGCGUAUACUUCAUAUAUAUUCUGAUAGGAAAACACAGAAUAAGAAACUAUUUAUAAGUUAGCAGAUCAACAAUAAUAGGAAUAGGAGUAGUUACAAUAAUUUGAUACUUAAAGUCAAUAUAGUUAGAAGACUAGAUUUACUGAAGUAUCGUAAGUCUCUGCAAUUACUUAUGCCACAGAAUAAUUGGGGAUUACAGAUUAAUCAGAAUUUCUGCUUUUGGACUUGCGAGAUCCUGAUGAAUUUGAACUAUAUCACAUUAAAGAGGCUGUCAAUUUCCCUGCUCCCAAUUUAAGAUAAGAUAAAUUAACCUAAUAAAUUCAUAGAUUUGUACAUUUAAAUAUUCAAUUAGAAAAACCAAAAAGACAAACACAUUAUUAUUUAUCAUUUUGAUGAAAAGAAUGGAAUUCCUUCAGCCACUCUCUUUGCUGAAAAAGGAUUCGAAAAUGUUUAUCUUCUGAGUGGAGGCAUCGAAAAAUUUCUGCAGAAUUACCCCUAAGGUGUCAUUGGCAUUAAAGUACCCUCAAUUCCAAAACCAGAAGGUAUGAUAUUUAUGUGUAAUGACAGAGAAUCCAAAUAAAAUUAUAAAGAGGUCAAAUUACAAGGAAACUGAUUCCUAAAUCAAUAAAUCAGAAAAGAAUAUUAGUGAUACAAAAUCGCAAAUUAGUUAGAAAACUAAAAUUACUAGACAAUCAAGUUAAUAGAAAUAAUAACAGUCUUAAUAUAUUGAUAAAUGA